GGAAAGUGUCUAUUUAAUGAAAAGAUGUCAUUAUAUAAGUUUCUUUAACUCAAAACAUUAUGCAAUGUUUCUUUUCUCUUUCUGUUGGUAAUAAUAACUGUAUCCAUAAAAUCGUUUCUCAUAACAUAUCAAAUACGAAUAAACUGAGAUCAAUUUUACUAAAGGAACGAAAAGGGUCAAGGUCAUGGCUGUGACACUGGCGAAGGCGACUGCUAAGCUGGGAGUGGCUGGUGGAGCAGUGUAUCUAACAGUGAAGGAGGGACUGUGGGGGACCAGUAAAGAAAGCAAUGAUGCCUACAAACGUCUGAAAUCAAAGACCCUGAACGAAUGGCUCCCAGCUAGUGUGGAGAAACCCACCACAACCAGAAAGAUUGCACCAGUAACAGUGAAGAAAGAAGCGACAGCUGACAUUAGACCUCAACAGCCAUCACAAUACAACGCAUGUGUGAACAAAGUAUUUGAGACCCUAGCAGACUUGCCAGAUACCGUUCCAAAGAAACUGAAUUCUGUUGUUGUGUAUUUCAAGGAGCUCAGUGGAUGAAAUCUACAUGUUCUGAGAAGUCGACAUUGUUUUUAUGUAUAAAUUGUAAAUAAAUGAUGUGAAGAAAAAAUUGUUUGGUAUGUCUGAUUCAUUGGGACAUAGAAUCUACUGCAAACAAGCUGUUCUGUUUGUUAGGCUAUUCAGAUGACCUUCUCAGUAUACACAUUUGUUGGAGCAGUCACUAGUGGUACAUAUGUACCUGACCAUGUACUGCUAUCUGUUUCACAGAACUCUUUAAAUGGAUUGCUUCUGGUU
Molecule: messenger RNA, 796 nt
Organism: Ostrea edulis (European flat oyster)
Lineage: Eukaryota; Metazoa; Mollusca; Bivalvia; Ostreida; Ostreidae
Exons: 4
Coding region: 185-541 (118 amino acids)
Biological process (GO): cristae formation
Cellular component (GO): mitochondrial crista junction; MICOS complex
Source: RefSeq, a predicted model, not a curated record